GAGAAAGAGACGCAAGAGAGAAAUGGAAAAAUCGCGGCGGACAUUUUGAAGGCAAAAGUAAAUUUGAAGGAAAUUUUGCUGCGUUCAAUGCAUAGUGAAUAUAAGCCAAAACUGGAAUAACUAAUCGUAAAUCGAUGCCGGAAAGUGCAGAGUACGAAUGGUGCAUGUUAUUUCGGCUGCAGGUGUUGUAAUUAGGAUGAAAUCUUGAACGUAAAAAAACCCAUUGGAGGCUGCCCGUCGCGGAUCCAGUCGACGACGCAGAGGUUUUUUUCGGAUCGUCUCUACUCGCGCCCUGUUCCACUGUAUGUGUAUAGUGAGUGUUACAAGGUAUUCUUCUACCAGCGCAAUCAAUCAAAUUGUGAAGAAGAAAAGACUUGAGGACAAGCCAGCAUAAAAGGGCACCGAGUCUGAAUUGAACGAGUUCCAGCAGGGCGGACCUCCGACCGGAAGGAACUUGCAGUGAGCAGUGGUGUUGUGUCUAUUGUUUUGCACAACAGGCAGUGUCCGCAAAGGAUUCGUUCUUGAUGGGUGAUUACUUGCCCAUAUGAGACCCUUGGUACUGUAUCGGACCAGCGUAGACACCGCACGGAUGAACUGUCGCCGCCGACAGCGCGUCACCUAAGGAAGGACAGCCCGUCUUCGACACAUCACUCGUGAGUUCGUUUCAAUCUAAUACUUAGCAACCAACAUGGAUCCAGUAGGGCCAUGGUCCUACACGUAUAACCGCCAGCCGGGCACGGCAAGUGGUGAGUUCCACCACCAUCUGGCUACAGCGGCCGCGGCCGGUGGUAUUGGGCUUGCAGCUCACAACACAACCGUAGGAGUGCCAUCAACUACGUCCCAACUGCUACUGCAGGCAGCUCAUACGACGUCUCUCGGGACCUCGUCGGGACCGUUUAAUCCGCCUGGGUUUCUGUCUCCUCCGGGAGUCAGCUACGAUGCAGUGUUUACGCCGUUGUUUCACCCUGCUGCGAACCCAAAGCCAGCCCAUUACAGCUCCACCAUCAACCAGCACCGAGUGUUGGCCCAAGCUCAAGCCCAAGCGGCUGUGAAGCAGGCCAGUGAAUCUGAAGUUCUGCGAGACAAUUACGCUACACACACGUUGGCGGCUCAAGCUGCCAAUUUCUUUGAACAGCAACAACAACAACAGCAGCAACAACAACAGCAACAGCAGCAAGCUUCAAACACCAGCGCAGCAAGUAGUGGCAACUCCUCGACGAGCGGAUCAUGGCAAGGAAACAACCAAUUGCCAAGCCCGUUCGGGAUUAUGCCCCACGAAAAUGUCGUACAGUCGAGCCCUGUAACUUCGGCAUCGUCGAAAACCACCACUUCUACCUAUGAGAAUUUCAACGCACAUUUCACCAAUCUGAACCAACAACUCAACUCGCAGCUGGCCAGUAAGGCAUCAGCUCGUUCUGCAUCACCAGCGGUGAACACGGGAAGCACCAACACUGGCUCAUCCAAGGCCACCACCAACUACUUUGCUUCGUCAAACUCCAGCAGCAACCCGCAGCAGUACGGAGGUGUAAAUGAAUCUCUAUCCAACUAUUCCAACCAACAGCAGCAACAGACCAGCAAACAACAGCUGGAUUACGGUAGUGCUAAACUUGGAUUUCUUGCAGAAAACUCGAAGCAACAGCCGCAAUCGCAACCCCAGCAACAGCAAGGUGCUUCCACGGAUGGUGCUGGUAGUGGAAAUAACGGAGUUUCCGCAACGCCGCCGGCUAAAAAGUUUAAUGUUCCGGCAAAGGACAGCAAAGGCUUCAUGGGCAGCUAUCUCAAGUUUUUGCAGGGCGAACGAGACACUUCGCCACCCCCGGCCACCAGAAGUAACCGCAAAACCACCUGGACAAGGCCAGCCGGUAAUGCCUCGAAUGCGGCAAAGAAUACCGCUUCCGGCGCAGCUGCCAAUAAGCAACAAACAGCGGCCGCAGCUGCUGCUGCUGCCAAUCAGCAAACGCAGGCACAACAGCAGCAAACAACCGCGCCGACGCCCCAAGCCCAGGCCGCCCAAGCAAUGACCCAUGAUCAGCAAAAGCAACAGGAUCAACUACAGCAAUCACAACAACAACAACAACAACACCAGCUUCAGCAACAACCCGAUCCCCGAUACUCGUCCUACGCCGCCGCGGUCACAAAGGAUAACCGAAAGCGCAAAUACGACGUUGGUGAAGUCGGCCAAACAGGAAACGAUCCGCUGAAUGUUCCCCAGCGACGCCAGACGUCAAACAGGAAGGCCAAGUCCAAAGCUUCCAACAUUCAGCAGUUGAUGGAUCGGGGCCAAAUGGACGAACCGGCCGAUUUCGGAUCCGAUUCCGAUGCUGAUCCCGUCUGGACACCACAGGAAAAAGAGGAUGACGACGAUGAGCAAGAUAUGAUGGGAGACUCAAAAUCAAAAAAGCCCAAAAAUAUUAUUGGAAGUCCACGUGGCAAGCAGCAACGUCCACGCUCGAAUAUCCUGUCAGUGGCCGCUGCCGGGGCUGGCAUUGCAGAUUUCGACUACGGAACCGACGACAAUGUGGCGGCGACCGCCACCACUGCCACGUCCAACGUCGCAGCCCAGAAUCUUACAAAUCCCCAACAAAUCCAGCAACAGCAGCAGCAGCAGCAGCAAGUUAUGCAUCAGCAACAACAGCAGGUGUACCAACAGCAGCAGCAACAACAGCAAUUGUACCAGCACACCGCCGCCAUCGCCAGUAAUCAGAUUAUGCAGAACCAGUACCAGGACAUGCAACAGCAGCAGCAGCAGCAGUACAGCGCGGGAAACAUUGUGCAGCAACAACAGCAGCAGCAACCUUCGCAGCAACAAUCCCAGCAGCAAACAACUUCCAACAGUGAUGAUUUCCAGACUGGCGAUUUUGUUGUGAUACGUUCGGAGCUGGUCCAGGAUUACCCUUCGAUUUGGCGCGUGGACGGUAAAACGCUGCUGCAAAAGUACGAGCCGUUUGAUCAGAACGGAAAAACGCUGCACCGAAAUGUGUCCACGUACGCGGCCUGGAACACAGAGAGCAAGAAGCUGUACGUGAAAAUUCCGGUUCGCUUCCGCGUGCACAACCACAUGGAGUCGGUGGUCGAAUUUAUGCGCAACGAAAUGUCGAUCGACGAUACCGAGCAGUUCCUGGAAAAGUCCAUGAACGAAACGAAGAUUUAUCAGGACGUGUUCGAGGUUUACAUCCAAACGCUGAUCUCGCAGGCUCUCGAUUCCAACUUCCUGAAGGAAAUUUUCCAAGAGCAAGACGACUACUUCCUGUCUCGCGUGCAAACCAUCGACAGCCUCACCGACGAUCGCAAGCGGCGAUUGAUCCAGAUAACGCCGUGGUCCCGGAACAUGAUUACGUCGAUUGCGACCUUCCCCGCGUACGACAUCAUGACCGAGCUGGGCCACACGAACAUGAACCAUCCGGUUUGCGUGGCGUGCCACCAGCCGGGAAUAUCGGUACGGAUCGUGCUGCAGGGUCAAACGUACAACACGGCCACGUUGGCGCCGUGCCAGGUGCAGGACGCGCGCAUCCAGUACGAGAAGAACUUUUUGCUUUGCCGCAUCUGUUCGUCGCGGUUCGAGCUGCUGCACAAGAUUUGCCACCAGAAGUACAUGAUGUUUGUUGAGUGCGCCAAGCGCGUCAAUCAGCAGAUUUCGAACGACUCGUCCAAAGCGGCGACCAUCAUCCUGAACGAGCUGUUGGCCGAUGAACACUGGCUGACCAUGCUCUUCAAGGAAGUCCGCGGAAUAUGGGCGGAGAUCGAAAACAUGGAAAGGCAGUACCGUUUCCAGGUGGCGUCCCAAUGAGAAAAGGGUAAAGCGGCAAUAAAAGCAACAUAACGUCAGAAAAAAAGCAUCCAAGAUGAUCAUUUAUCGCAAGCAGACUAAACUGCUAGACAGGAGUAAAAAUUGCUAGUAACAGGAGUAAAAAUUAUUAAACUUA
Molecule: messenger RNA, 3923 nt
Organism: Culex quinquefasciatus (southern house mosquito)
Lineage: Eukaryota; Metazoa; Arthropoda; Insecta; Diptera; Culicidae
Product: ras-interacting protein RIP3
Exons: 11
Coding region: 689-3787 (1032 amino acids)
Cellular component (GO): nucleus
Source: RefSeq, a predicted model, not a curated record